Molecule: messenger RNA, 297 nt
Organism: Acanthoscelides obtectus
Lineage: Eukaryota; Metazoa; Arthropoda; Insecta; Coleoptera; Chrysomelidae
Source: the annotation of a GenBank genome assembly
AUGGCUCCGCAAUAUUUGCAGGCCACUCUUAAACAUGGAGGUGGGAGUGUAAUCGUUUGGGGCUGUUUUGCUGGAAAUCGGGCAGGAGAUUUGGUUCGUAUUGAGGGUAUAAUGCGAAAAGAGCAGAAUUUGGAAAUAUUGGAAAAUCACGCUGUUCCCUCAGGACAAAGGAUUGUUAGGAAUAAUUUCGAAUUUCAGCAAGACAACGACCCUGAGCAUUCAUCUCGACUAUGCCGCAAUUAUUUGGAACAGCAGCAAGAACUUGGUGCAAUGAAAAUCACGACGUGGCCUUCCUAG